Messenger RNA from Lolium rigidum, 1825 nucleotides. RefSeq names its product BTB/POZ domain-containing protein POB1-like. Gene Ontology annotation, biological process: response to red light. Bases 16 to 1638 code for a protein of 540 amino acids. The record is from RefSeq and is a predicted model, not a curated record. The transcript has 6 exons. Gene Ontology annotation, cellular component: nucleus. Gene Ontology annotation, molecular function: protein binding. Lineage: Eukaryota; Viridiplantae; Streptophyta; Magnoliopsida; Poales; Poaceae.
GCGGGGGAGGCGGAGAUGGACCCGGACUUCGCGGCCGGGGACGGGGGGCCCAGCUUCGAAUUCGCGUUUAAUUCGGUCAACUUCUCCGACAGGGUGCUGCGGAUAGAGGUCGUCGCCAGCGACGACGCGCCCGGCUCCAGCGACGACGUUGGCGGGGGAUCCCUCGCCGAUUGGGCGCGCCACCGCAAGCGCCGUCGGGAGGAGCUCCUCAAGGAGAAAGAAUUUGCAACACACAUGUCAGACCAGACAAAUUGCAAUGAAGUCGAAGCAGAAGAAUGUGAUGCAUAUGAAGAAAACCAAGAGGAACCUGUAGCAAUGAUAGAAGAAGAAGAAUCUCCACCUAGCGUUGGUCAAGAUGGUGAUGAAGGACAAAGUAUUGACUCUUCUUGGACCGUCGUGAGCACACCAGUUUUACGAGUAAAUACUAUUUAUAUCAGUUCAGCUAUUCUUGCUGCAAAAAGUCAGUUCUUUUUCAAGCUUUUCUCAAAUGGCAUGAAAGAAUCAGAUCAGAGGCACGCAACACUUAGGAUUACUGAUUCAGAGGAAAGUGCCCUCAUGGAGCUUUUAAGCUUUAUGUACAGUGGGAAGCUGACAACAACUGAGCCCACUCUUCUGCUUGAUAUAUUGAUGGCCGCUGACAAAUUUGAGGUUGUUUCUUGCAUGAGGCACUGCAGCCAGUUGCUAACAAGCUUGCCUAUGACCCCAGAAUCUGCGCUACUCUAUCUAGAUCUCCCAUGUUCCAUUUCAAUGGCAACUGCAGUUCAGCCUCUGACAGAUGCAGCCAAGGAAUUUCUUGCCAAUAAAUACAAGGAUUUGACUAAGUCCCAAGAUGAAGUGAUGAAUAUCCCUCUUGCCGGGGUUGAAGCCAUCUUGUCAAGUAAUGACCUGCAGGUGGCAUCUGAAGAUGCCAUCUACGACUUCCUGCUCAGGUGGGCCCGUGCACAAUAUCCCAAAUCAGAGGAAAGACGGGAGAUCUUGAGUUCUCGCUUGCUUCCUCUAGUGCGUUUCAGUCAUAUGACAUGCAGAAAACUGCGGAAGGUCCUGACAUGCACUGAUAUAGACCAUGAGCAAGCAACAAAAUGCGUCACGGAGGCGCUUCUGUACAAAGCUGACGCCCCUCACCGGCAGCGUGCCCUUGCAGCAGAUACGAUGACGUCUCAGAAAUUUGCGGAGCGAGCUUACAAGUACAGACCUCUGAAAGUGGUCGAGUUUGAUCGACCCUACCCACAGUGUAUAGCAUACCUGGAUCUAAAGCGCGACGAGUGCUCUCGGCUCUUCCCGUCAGGACGGAUAUACUCGCAGGCGUUCCAUCUCGCAGGACAGGGCUUUUUCCUCUCAGCCCACUGCAACAUGGAGCAACAGAGUACGUUCUACUGCUUUGGGCUCUUCUUGGGAAUGCAAGAGAAGGGUUCGAUGAGCGUGACAGUAGAUUACGAGUUUGCUGCGAGGACAAGACCGUCGGGGGAGUUUGUGAGCAAGUACAAGGGAAACUACACCUUCACGGGCGGCAAGGCAGUUGGAUACAGGAACCUCUUUGCGAUCCCGUGGUCGACCUUCAUGGCUGAUGACAGCCUCUUCUUCAUCGAUGGCAUGUUGCAUCUGAGAGCUGAGUUGACGAUAAAGCAGCCCUCGGCAUGAUGCAGUAGCCGCCUGAUGUGCCUCUGCUCAGUUCCAGUUUUCGUGGUGGGUAUUAGUGCGGAAAAUGUUAUGUGCUGCAGAUAUCCUCUUGUUUCCUCCAUGCGCUUAAUACUUUUGUUGAUAGACAGUUUGGUAAUGACAAGUUAAAAAGGCUGUAAGCCCUGUUGCCUUCAAUUCGAAGGCUAUA